GUCCUGCUGCUCCUGCUGGGCCUGUGGCUGAGCCUGGGCGACAACCUGGAGCUCGCCACGUGGCCGGUGGUGCGGGGGAACUUCAACAUGUCCAAGGUCGAGGGGGACUGGUUCUCGGUCGCCACGGCCUCGGACGACAUGGGCUGGAUCCAGGAGAACGGGGACCUGCGGCUGUUCGUCCGGAGCAUCGAGCACCUGAGCAACGGCAGCCUGAGAUUCAACUUCCGCUUCAAGGUGCAGCGCCAGUGCGUGACUGUGGACGUGGUCUGCAUGAAGACGCGGCAGAACGGGGCGUUCUCCAUCGCCUACAAGGGGGAGAACACGGUCACCAUCCUUGAGACGGACUACAACCAGCAAAUCACCUUGCACAUGCAGAACAUCAGGAACGGGACCAAGACCCAAGUGCUGGCUCUCUACGGACGGUACCCAUAUCUGGAGUCCUCCUUCCUGGACAAAUUCAAAGCAAUCUGCAAAAAGUACGGACUGAGCUCAAAAAACAUCAUCGAGAUGACCAGGCUAGAUGACUGCUUCUAAAAGUAGCAGAGGUGCAGCACGCCCAGGCCUCCGGUGGUUGUCAUCAUCAGCUUGGGGGCCACCCGGGCCCUACAUCUCCUCCUCUCGAGACCGGCAACUCCACCGCAUGUGCAGACCCCAUCACAGGCACCCCGGCACCAGCACACGAACAUGUCUCUCUGGCGAUGCCGUCCAGUCCCCUCCACCCCCGGGCACAGGCACCAUUCCCAGAAAAGACCCCCCGGAGCCCCCUCCCCUCCCGAGACCCCUCCUGCCCAUGGGAGAUUCUUCAUCAGAGACCGGGACCCUGUCCACCCGAACCUCUCCAGAACUCGCACCGCAGCUCCGUGCGACACCACCCGGCCACAG
Molecule: messenger RNA, 882 nt
Organism: Microcebus murinus (gray mouse lemur)
Lineage: Eukaryota; Metazoa; Chordata; Mammalia; Primates; Cheirogaleidae
Source: RefSeq, a predicted model, not a curated record